UAUAAUAUAGGCUGUUUAAGGGUUAAAGAAACGAAGGGAUUAGAAGCAGGAUUUCUAAAUAAAAGAAGUCUCUAUAAAUAUCGAAAGGGCGCUAUAGGAAAUAUUAGUAUACUUAAGAUAGCUAUAAUCGUUAUCCCUAGUACCUUAAAAUACUAUAUUUAUUAUAAAGAUCAGUCCAAAACCAAGCCUUUAAUAAAACUAAAGAUCUUUCUUAAUAAUUUAAAGAGUAACCAGAAUUCCUCUUUAGAAAAGUUUAUAGUUGCUCCCUAUAAAAAACCUGUACUAGUCCUCCAAUAUCUAGAAUACCCUAAAGAUAUUACUCUUUACUAUAUAGUAAUAAAUUAUAUUUAUACCUAUAAGGAUAUACUCUAA
This is a messenger RNA of Penicillium angulare, 372 nucleotides long. RefSeq lists its product as uncharacterized. The transcript is spliced from 3 exons. The annotation marks the transcript as partial. NCBI's taxonomy places the organism in Eukaryota, Fungi, Ascomycota, Eurotiomycetes, Eurotiales, Aspergillaceae. The record is from RefSeq and is a predicted model, not a curated record.